This is a messenger RNA of Lolium perenne, 859 nucleotides long. The record is from RefSeq and is a predicted model, not a curated record. Lineage: Eukaryota; Viridiplantae; Streptophyta; Magnoliopsida; Poales; Poaceae.
UGUUGAGCAGGCUCAUGAGAUACAGGCACUGGCCAAGGAGCUUGAGUACUUGACCUGUGUGUUACCAGACAAAUUUAUUGCCGGAAGCAUUAUUGCCAAGCUGCCUCCUUCAUGGAGGAAUUUUGCUACUUCCCUAAAACACAAGAGACAAGAGUUCACUGCUUCGGAUCUCAUUGGGACUCUUGAUGUGGAAGAAAAGGCGAGGGCAAAAGACACACUUGCUCGUGGUGCUGAGGGUGGUUCAAGUGCCAACUUGGUGCAGAAAAAGAACUUCCCAGUCCCACAAGUUCAAGAACAAGGGCAAGUUUGAUGGCAAGAGCAAGUUCGACUGGAAGAACAAGCCCUCACAGUCCACUACUUUCAAGAAGAAGACUGAUAAGAAGAAAGGUUCCUAUCAUGUGUGCGGUGAUCCUGGGCAUUGGGCUCCUAGCUGCCCCAACCGUUAUGACAGGCGCCAGCAUGGGAAGGGCGGCAAGACCGCUAAUGUUGUCAUGGGCGAUGUUGACAUGAAGGAUGUUGGAUCAGAGGGACUCAGUCCGUGUUGAUGGGGAACGGCUCGCAUUAUUCUGUUCAUGGUGUUGGUACGGUCGAUCUGAAGUUCACUUCGGGAAAGACCGUGCGACUGAAGAACAUGCAUCAUGUUCCCUCAAUAAAUAAGAAUCUUGUUAGCAGACCCCUUCUAUGUCGUGAUGGCUACAAGAUUGUUUUCGAGUCCAAUAAGUUUGUACUUUCUAAGUUUGGUACUUUUAUUGGUAAAGGAUAUGAGUGCGGAGGUUUAUUCCGCCUGUCACUGUCAGAUGUUUGUAAUAAAGUUGUGAAUCAUGUUUCGUCUGAUCUUAUAUCAAAUGUCUGGCAUUCA